AUGGACGAAUCGACGGCCGAAAGCAUUGCGAAUGCACUCGCUGCCGUCCAGGCUGCUGUGGCCAGCAAUCCAGAGGCUGCCAUUCCGAAAAGCUACAGCCUCGGAUUCGACGCCCAGCCAGAGUUUCCCGAGCAGAAGCUCCAGCUCCAAGACCUGCACGAUGCGAAUGCUGAAAACCUAGAGGCAAACAUCACCGCCCAACCAGAAUUCCAAAUAGUGCCUCAAGCAGAUUCCCAAGCACAGCCGACCGUCGCUGCAGCAAUCGAAUCCAACACCAACAAUGGCGUCGGCAUCAAGCGCUCCAGGCCCGAGGACGAGGAAGAAGAUGAACAAGAUGGCUGGCAAAAGGUUGAGCGCAAGAAAUCAAAGAAAAAGCAGAAGAAGCUUCCUAAGAGCGACGGCUCCCAUUACCCUUCCAUCUCUUUCAACUACAAUGCAAAGCUGCAGGCAAAGGUCUCCUUGGACCAAUUGCGCAACCUCAUUCUGUACAUCUUUGCCGAGGGAACCGCGCCGCAAUGGGUUUCCAUAAGUAAUCGGCCACAAUUCCGAAAAAUUGUAACGCUCAUGGUGCCAGGCUUGGAAGAGGCCAUGUUCAAGAUGGAUGUAGAUUUCUCCACCUACCAAAACGAACCGAGAAGUUCUGAAAAGUCUCGCGUCAUGACUUCACCCGAUGAUUACUACCCUCGGCUGCUUAAGAAGGAAGAGUUGCCCGAAGUCCUUCAGCCCUUUGCCGAAAUGUUCCCUCACCUUUGGCCCAUAAAGACGCCCGGGAAUGAAAAGUUUGGCAACCUGCGCUCACCACUGCAUACCAUGCUCACAGCACCACAAGAGAAAUCGGCAGAGGAGAAGAACAAGAAAGGCCAGGGCGUUCAGCCUGCCAGGGAGCCCAGUGGCUGGAAAGAUCAACGCACCAGAAUCACAGAGUACCUUAUGAACCCAGAGGACUUUGUCCCGAACGGCUAUACAUUGCAUCCUGCCCUGAUCGACAAUGCAGACCGCCGCGCCGAGUUUCGAGAUGAAGAGGGUUGGGUUCACACAAAUGUUCAGAACCUCUCUGACGGCGAUGUGCCAGAGUCAGAGAUCCAGCAAGGAGCCAUCACCGCCGGCCGUGAAGUUCUUGCGCUUGAUUGCGAAAUGUGUAUGACUGGACCAGCAGAAUUUUCUUUGACUAGAGUCAGUCUCUUGAGCUGGGAUGGAACCGUUAUUCUGGAUGAGCUUGUGAAGCCAGACAAGCCCAUUGUUGACUACGUGACGCAAUUUUCGGGUAUCACGAAGCAGAUGUUGGACCCUGUAACAACUACCCUAAAGGACAUACAAGCAAGGCUUAUAGAUUUACUGCACCCCCGAACCAUUCUAGUCGGUCACUCACUGGACUCUGACUUAAAGGCAUUGCGACUUACGCACCCCUUCAUCGUCGACACUGCACUGCUUUAUCCUCACAACAGAGGACCACCUCUGAAGAACAGUUUGAAGUUCUUGUCGCAACGCUUCUUGAAGCGCGAGAUCCAGAAGGGGUCUCAAGGACAUAGCCCUAUUGAGGACGCCAAAGCUUGUCUUGAUCUGGUCAAGCAAAAGUGUGAGAAGGGCAAGUCGUGGGGUGCUCACGAGCAGCAAGGAGAAAAUUUGUUUCGGCGACUAACGCGCAUGGGCACCUCGUAUCGUGCCAACGGAGGUAUCGAGGCCCUCGGCGGCGCAGUGUUAGGCAAGUCAAGUGUCAUGGUCGACUGGGGCGACCCGAUGAAGGGUGCAGGAGCAGCUGCGACUUGGCGCGUCGGAUGCCAGAACGAUGACGAGGUCGUACAAGGAGUCCUCCGAGCUACAAAGGGCGAUCCCGUAGCAGAAGAGAUUCCCUACGGUGGGGCUGACUUUGUGUUUGCUCGGUUCAGGGAACUCGAGGCACUGCAAGGCUGGUGGAAUAGAAACCGUAUCAGCCCAGAAUCUGAGGUUCCAGGACCACCCGAUGUCUCGGAUCUCACUGGUUCAAACGGCACCGCAUCUGCUGUGUCACCUUUGGAGGCAUGUCUGCAGAGACUGACUGCUCGCCUCAAGUAUAUUCAUGAGUCACUACCGCCGUGUACUGCAUUGAUCAUCUUCAGCGGGAGCGGCGAUCCACGUGAAAUGAGCAGAUUGCAAGCUCAGCAAGCCCAAUUCAAACGCGAGUAUAACACUCCCGGAAGCAAGUGGGACGAGUUGAGCGUCAAGUGGACAGACGCGGAAGACCAAGCCUUGAAAAAGGCAGUCGGUAUGGCUCGCAAUGGUAUCGCCUUUAUUGGGGUCAAAUAG
Pestalotiopsis fici W106-1 is the source of this 2283-nucleotide messenger RNA. RefSeq lists its product as uncharacterized. Bases 1 to 2283 code for a protein of 760 amino acids. The record is from RefSeq and is a predicted model, not a curated record. Gene Ontology annotation, molecular function: exonuclease activity; nucleic acid binding. The transcript has a single exon. Gene Ontology annotation, cellular component: nucleus. NCBI's taxonomy places the organism in Eukaryota, Fungi, Ascomycota, Sordariomycetes, Amphisphaeriales, Sporocadaceae.